UCAACUCAACUCAACUCAAACUCAAUGCAGGCAGCCUGCACCUUUUAGCUGGAGGGAGAGCCCACGGAGAGUUCAGUGUCGAGAGCCUGGGCGAUAUCAGCGCAGAGCGGCCUCUGGUCCCUGGGCCGGAUAGAUGAUUAACCAGCACAAACUGCGAUAGAAGAAUGAAUCAGAGCCAGAGGAGCCAUGGCUGCCUUGACAUGGAGACGGACCGUGAUUUGUGUUAGUGGAUUUUGGGGGGCUACGGAGCGGGGUGGCCAACUAAAGUCUGGGUAGGCGUGAGUGUGACUUUGUUUGACUUAAGUUUCACAGGUAGCUUUCUGUGCAGUUGAUUGAGACGUCAUUAUUGUGUCAAAGCCACCGUUUCCUCAGUUAUUUCCUGUUGAGUUCCUGUUAAAACCCAUAGCUUUCCGAGGAGACCUGCAUCUUUACUCUUUCACAGAGGACUGGGUUGUAAAUAAUAAGUGUUAGUUGUUUGUUCCCCGAUUGUAUACUUCAUCAUGUCUGAGAACACAGAAGAGAUCAUAGAUGAGGAUGAGAAGAAUUGGAAAUUGCUUGAACCUUCCCUUUCUGUGAAGGUCUUCCUUACAGUGCUCUACAGUAUCAUCUUAGUUCUGGGCAUUAUUGGCAACAGCGUGACCAUUCAGACCACAAAUGUUCUAAGGCGCAAAGGGUACCUGCAGAAGAAUGUGACAGACCACAUGGUGAGCCUGGCGAGCUCGGACCUGCUGGUUCUGCUCAUUGGUAUGCCGGUCGAGCUCUACAGUGCCAUAUGGAACCCCUUUAAGUCCGAAUCGGGGGAUGCCUCUUGCAAGAUCUACAACUUUCUGUUCGAGACAUGCAGCUACGCCACCCUCCUGAACGUGGCCACGAUGAGCUUCGAGCGCUUCAUGGCCAUCUGCUACCCAUUCCGCUACAAGUCGCUGUCCGAGAGGCGCACAGGCUUUCUCAUCCUCUUCGCGUGGCUGACCUCGGUGCUGGUGGCCCUGCCGUUGCUUUUUGCCACAGGAAUGCAGGGACACGUCCGUGAGAGGGACGGCCAGGUCGCUCAGAACCUGACCUUCUGCACCAACCUGUCGGAGCACUGGGUCAUGUACAGGACCAGCAUCUCGGUGGCGUUUGUGGUGUAUGUCGUGGUGCUGGCCUUGGUGGCGUUCAUGUGCCGGAGCAUGAUCAAGGUGAUCAAGCAGGCGGCGGGGAACGUGGCCAAGGCUGAGAGUGCACAGGUCAAAGCCGCCAGGAAGCAGACCAUCGUCUUUCUGGGCUUGAUAGUCUUAGCAUUGGUCAUCUGUUGGUUCCCAAACCAGGUUCGACGCCUCAUGUCUGCCGCCCGCCCGAAAGAACAUUGGACAAAGGAUUAUUUACUUAGCUAUGUGACUCUGCACCCCAUAGCGGACACCUUUUUCUACCUUAGCUCCGUGAUCAACCCUUUUCUCUACAACUUGUCGUCGAAGCAAUUUCGCACAACAUUUGUCCAGGUGCUCCUGUGUCGCCCUACCUUGGAACAUGCGAACCGCAGGGUUCUGUCAACACCCUGGACACCCAAGUCGUCGAUGCUACCCCUUGUGCCAAAGUCACAGCGCCAAAAAAAAUCUUCAGGUGAAACCCCGAAGAAAGAGGAGCCAUGCAACACAGUACAGACUGACAGUGGUGUCAUUGUGUCGAGCUCUGCCUGCUUAUCACACCAAGAAGGUGUUGAGUUGCAGCAUGGAGCUUCACAUUUAGGCAAGUGGGAAAGUGAGAUUUAAACAUAAGUGAACAAAAAUGAACUUGUCAUGAUGCACACUUUGCGUGGCCAGUGUUUAACAUUUCUAAUAUUUGUCUGGAUUUAAAAUGUUGAUGAUAUUGUAUUAUGCAUAUAUAUAUUAAUGUGGAGUUUUGAUUAAAUAUGACGUUUGUAUUGUGA
Messenger RNA from Sardina pilchardus (European sardine), 1906 nucleotides. RefSeq names its product G protein-coupled receptor 39 (gene gpr39). The record is from RefSeq and is a predicted model, not a curated record. The transcript is spliced from 2 exons. NCBI's taxonomy places the organism in Eukaryota, Metazoa, Chordata, Actinopteri, Clupeiformes, Clupeidae. Gene Ontology annotation, cellular component: membrane. Gene Ontology annotation, biological process: G protein-coupled receptor signaling pathway. Bases 501 to 1748 code for a protein of 415 amino acids. Gene Ontology annotation, molecular function: G protein-coupled receptor activity.